AAAAUUAUAUUUUUAUUUUUUUUCGAAAAAAAUCUAACGAACACCAAACUAUCCGAUAUUCGCUCCGGAAAUCAAAAUGAGAAAUUUGACACAAGACUGAACUCAGAUUACAGAGAGAAAAAACCUUAAAGGCAUACACAUCAAACAACAGAGAGGAAAAAAUACAAAGAAGAAGCUGAUAAGGCAUGGCGAAAGAGACGGUGUGCGUGACAGGAGCAAACGGGUUCAUCGGAUCCUGGAUAGUCCGAACCCUCCUCGAGAAGGGCUACACGACGAUCCACGCCUCCAUAUACCCGGGAUCCGACCCGACCCACUUGCUCGACCUACCCGGAUCCGACCCGAACAAGGUCAGGAUCUUCGAGGCGGAUCUCCUCGACUACGACGCCGUUUCGAGAGCCGUAGAGGGAUGCAAGGGGGUGUUCCACGUAGCGUCGCCGUGUACGUUGGAUCCACCGGAGGAUCCGGAGAAGGAGCUGAUGGAGCCGGCGGUGAAGGGGACGAUGAACGUGUUGAAGGCGGCGAAGGCGAGGCGCGUGGUGGUCACGUCCUCGAUCUCGGCUAUGGUUCCGAACCCUGGCUGGCCCUCCGAGAAGCCCGUGGACGAGUCCUCGUGGACGGACCUCGACUACUGUAAAUCCAGACAGAAAUGGUAUCCGAUCUCAAAGACACUGGCUGAGAAAGCGGCUUGGAAAUACGCGGAGGAGACUGGGAUGGACAUGGUGACGAUACAGCCGUCCACGUGUCUGGGACCGCUGCUACAGCCGAGCCUGAACGCGAGUUGCGCUGUGCUGGUGCAGCUGUUGAAGGGGUCGACCGAGACGCAGGAGUACCACUGGCUCGGCGCGGUUCACGUCAAAGACGUCGCCAAGGCUCAGGUGCUGCUGUUCGAAACUCCCGAAGCUUCCGGAAGAUUCCUCUGCACCAAUGGAGUUUAUCAGUUCAGCGAGUUCGCUGCUCUCGUGUCCAAACUCUUCCCCGAGUUCUCUGUUCACAGGUUCGAAGGAGAAACUCAACCUGGCCUAAAACGCUGCGUAGAAGCGGCGAAGAGGUUGAUGGAGCUGGGAAUGACCUUCACUCCCCUGGAAGUUGCUGUCACGGAGACCGUUGAGAGUCUCAGAGCCAAAGGCUUCCUCUGAUUCAAUCUACAUGUUUUCUCACUUGUGAUGUUCAGUUAUAAGAAACAACCAUGUUGAGUUCUUGUAAUAAAAAAAACAUGGAGAUCUCAUGAAUUUUAUGAUUCAAAAUGAUUUAA
Tarenaya hassleriana is the source of this 1252-nucleotide messenger RNA. RefSeq names its product cinnamoyl-CoA reductase 1. The transcript has 4 exons. Lineage: Eukaryota; Viridiplantae; Streptophyta; Magnoliopsida; Brassicales; Cleomaceae. The record is from RefSeq and is a predicted model, not a curated record. Bases 186 to 1136 code for a protein of 316 amino acids. Gene Ontology annotation, molecular function: oxidoreductase activity, acting on the CH-OH group of donors, NAD or NADP as acceptor.